Messenger RNA from Cuscuta europaea, 997 nucleotides. NCBI's taxonomy places the organism in Eukaryota, Viridiplantae, Streptophyta, Magnoliopsida, Solanales, Convolvulaceae. The record is from the annotation of a GenBank genome assembly.
ACACCAAGAAAAUUCACUCGUACACACACACACACACACAUAUAUAUAUAUACACACACACGAGAACUCAACCCUUCGUUUUAGCCAAAAACUAGAGCUUUAAAUACUCUAUAAACCUUCCCCUUCGUGAGAGGAAUCCAACGAAGAAAGAAUCGUUGAAAACGAACGUCAGAGUAGGGAGAAAUCGUUCGCCGAAACUUCGCCGAACUGAAAUCAUCGCCGGAGAACGAGGGAGGAGCUGGGUCGUUAUCACCGGACCAAAACUGCCGUAGAACAUCUCCAUCGGCCAGAAGAUAUACCACCAUUGUCAUCCCCCCCCCCCUCCCCCCGUAGCCUGGUGAAUAUUUAGAGACCGAAAUUGAGGAAGAGAAUUAGGAGCAUCAGGACUUAAGGUUAUUGGACAGUUGAUUAAGUCGGUUUCAAUAGAACUUGGUGGGUUAACUGUCAAAUGAUAGAUCAAGCACGAUUACACGUCUUGUUGCUCAGCAUGGACACGUAAUGUGUCCCAGUGAAAAUGAUGAAUGUUAGAGGCCUUGCAGACUUGAAGAAGAAGAAACCCUCCAAGGGCCCGAGGGGGACGGACGCCGGUGUCCCAAAACCCGCCGAUGACUUCUUCAAAAAACCGGAGGGGCCGUCGGCGGGCCCAAGCGCUGAUGCUGCUGCUGCCGCCAAAAGGAAGAGCUCGGGCAGAGAUCCCGAGGGCAAGAAGCCCAAGACCGGGGAUACCGGGAAGAAAUCCCCCCCGGUGAUCAUUGUUGAUGAAGGCCCUGCCCCCGGGCCAGAUGAGGACAUGCAGGUGGGGAAGGUGCCGUCGGGAGUUCAGGGGCCAUCUUCCGAGGUCCUCAUGGUUUCCCUCCCGGCUGGUACGGCCGUGAUGAAUGGUACCGCCGACCCGAGGGCGCUUCUGCGAGGCAUCACCCUCGAGAUUGACAGGGUUGCCCUCGGGGCUGAUGAAGACGAAGCCCUCGAGGACAGGAUCCUCCGGUCCUCCCUUACA